UUCACAAAAAAAAAACAAGUCAUCUAGUUGAGGGGGAAGAAGAAGAAACAUUACUUCGCAAAGAUUUCAUAUUGCCACAAACUAAAACUAAUAAUUCUUUAAAAUGGAAACCUCAAUUAAAGUUCAGCCCACUGCCAAUACUGUGUUAGAUGCCUCACCAUCCGCAGCUGUGCCCGGCAAGAGCAAUUGUUUGAUGCAGGUUGCCCAUAUCCAUCGUUUACAGGAUUCUGAAGCCAACUAUGAAACUCAUCAAUACAAUUUGCAUAUGCAAAUGUUGAGGAAUCGCGAAGGUCUUAAUGCUCCAUUAAAGAUGGGAAUGGAACUACAUGCAGCCAGACAAGUAGGACGUUUACCAUUUCUACAGUCAAGCCACAUGAUGGAAGAUGUUUUAUUGGGCCGCGAUGAAAUGAUUGGUUUCCAAGACUUUUUGGGUGUACCAGAAAAUUUCGAAUUUAUCAGACAGCCCCACGUUGUUAUGGAAAAAUCCCUAGGUAUAUUUUAAAUAAUUCCCAUUCACAUAUAAUGUAAUAUGGAUUUUUGUGUAAUUUGAGAAAUAUAUUUUUAAACAUACAAAGUAAUAAUAAUUAAUGGUACGUUGGAAUAUA
This is a messenger RNA of Stomoxys calcitrans (stable fly), 605 nucleotides long. It is a transcript of the gene Pomp, whose product is annotated as proteasome maturation protein. Gene Ontology annotation, cellular component: cytoplasm; nucleus. The transcript is spliced from 3 exons. Gene Ontology annotation, biological process: proteasome assembly. Lineage: Eukaryota; Metazoa; Arthropoda; Insecta; Diptera; Muscidae. The coding region runs from base 104 to 502 and encodes 132 amino acids. The record is from RefSeq and is a predicted model, not a curated record.